This is a messenger RNA of Marasmius oreades (fairy-ring Marasmius), 324 nucleotides long. RefSeq lists its product as uncharacterized. The record is from RefSeq and is a predicted model, not a curated record. The transcript has a single exon. NCBI's taxonomy places the organism in Eukaryota, Fungi, Basidiomycota, Agaricomycetes, Agaricales, Marasmiaceae. Bases 1 to 324 code for a protein of 107 amino acids.
AUGAAGGUUUAUAUUGCUGCUGUUGCAGGGUAUAUUCCCCAUGAAAUGGUCAAAGCUCUCUCAUCCUUCACGCACCUAUGUUAUAUUGCUCGCAAAAAUGAAAUUAACACCCAUGACCUUGACCAGUUCUACCAGUACCUCCAAGCCUACCAUAAAUAUAGGGCUGCUUUUAUCACCUAUGGAACCCGUGAAACCAUCUCCCUCCCUCGACAACAUUCUCUAGUUCAUUAUGAAGAAUCAAUUCGUCAAUUUGGUUCACCAAAUGGUCUCUGUUCCUCGAUUACAGAAUCAAAGCAUAUCAAGGCUGUCAAGGAGCCCUGGUGA